GUUGCUCUCUCGCCUCUCCAAUUUUCACUUUUUUUAUUCCCAAUUUCCUCUACCAAAUUUGAAACGCUCGAAUCCUAAGAAAACUGAAAAUAAAUACACAGCUUCCAGUGUAGUGUGUACCCUUCAUUGAGUCUGAGUGGUGGCAGAGAGUACUCGUAGCUCCUUCAUUAUGGAAGGCGGUGGGAGGAGGAUUACAGUGAGUCCAAGACCAUGCUGUGGCCGGAGAGUGUUGGCCAAGAGGAGGCCGCGUCGAGGAGGCAUCUUUGGUGGCUUUAUCAACAGCGUGAAGAAGCUUCAGAGGCGCGAAAUCAGCUCCAAAAGUCAUCGUGGCUUCAGCCUCACCGAAGCUCAAGAAAGGUUUCGCAACAUCCGAUUGCAGGAAGAGUAUGAUUCACUUGAUCCAAAAGGUCCUUCGGCUGUUGUAUUACCAUUUCUGAGAAAGAGGUCAAAGAUUAUCGAGAUUGUAGCAUCACGUGACAUUGUUUUUGCUCUUGCACAAUCUGGUGUUUGUGCAGCAUUUAGCCGAGAGAGCAAUGAAAGGAUAUGCUUCUUGAAUGUCAGUCCGGAUGAAAUUAUAAGAAGUUUGUUUUAUAAUAAAAAUAAUGACUCACUUAUCACAGUUUCUGUCUAUGCUUCGGACAGUUUUAGUUCUUUGAAAUGCAGAAGCACCAGGAUUGAAUAUAUAAAGAGGAUUCAACCAGAAGCUGGCUUUGCUCUUUUUGAAUCUGAGUCAUUGAAGUGGCCUGGCUUUGUAGAGUUUGAUGAUGUAAAUGGGAAGGUACUCACAUACUCUGCGCAGGAUAGCAUAUACAAGGUGUUUGACCUGAAAAACUAUUCAAUGUUAUACUCCAUUUCAGAUAAAAAUGUACAAGAGAUUAAGAUAAGUCCGGGGAUCAUGCUGUUGAUUUUUAAUAAAACAAGUAGCCAUGUCCCCCUCAAAAUCCUCUCAAUAGAAGAUGGUACUGUUUUGAAAUCAUUCAACCAUCUUCUUCAUCGGAAUAAGAAGGUGGAUUUUAUUGAACAGUUCAAUGAAAAACUUCUUGUCAAACAGGAAAAUGAGAACCUCCAAAUUCUUGACGUGAGAACUUUUGAGCUCACAGAAGUUAGCAGAAGUGAAUUUAUGACGCCAUCUGCAUUUAUAUUUCUAUAUGAGAACCAAUUAUUCCUGACAUUCCGAAAUCGAACUGUGGCUGUGUGGAACUUUCGUGGAGAACUUGUAACUUCUUUUGAGGAUCAUCUCUUGUGGCAUCCGGACUGCAAUACAAACAACAUUUAUAUAACCAGUGACCAGGAUCUCAUCAUAUCAUACUGCAAGGCUGAUUCUGAUGAUCCAUUGUCCGUAGGAAAUGUGGGAUCCAUCAAUGUCAGCAACAUUUUAACUGGCAAGUGUCUUGCAAAGAUAAGAGCGAGUAAUAGCUUUGUGAAUGAAUGCAGUUGCGGUGACGAUUGUUCAAGCAGCAAGUGUAAUGCAAAGAAGGUAAAACGUGCCUCUAGAAUUACUAGCACGGUUGCAGAAGCCUUGGAAGACAUUACUGCUCUCUUCUAUGAUGAAGAACGCAACGAGAUCUAUACGGGCAAUAGGCUCGGUCUGCUUCAUGUCUGGUCUAACUGAUGUAUUGCUGAAUUUAUUGUUGCCAUGUUUUUUCUUAUUUGUUUUUCUCCAUGGCUGCGGUGAUAGUCCUCACCUGCUAUGAGAACUUUCGGAACCGGAAACCAUUAAUUGGUCUUGAAUCAUUCCUUUUUUUCUUUUCAUAUAUGUCUUAGGCAAGUUUAAUCCACAGGUGGCAACAAAUCUGUGUUAGGUGAUACUGUAUGCUGUUAACUCACCAGAUGUUGUUUAUGUUGUAAUGGAUGUUACAUUUAU
Molecule: messenger RNA, 1864 nt
Organism: Gastrolobium bilobum
Lineage: Eukaryota; Viridiplantae; Streptophyta; Magnoliopsida; Fabales; Fabaceae
Exons: 8
Coding region: 170-1612 (480 amino acids)
Molecular function (GO): protein binding
Source: RefSeq, a predicted model, not a curated record